Nerophis lumbriciformis (worm pipefish) is the source of this 4296-nucleotide messenger RNA. NCBI's taxonomy places the organism in Eukaryota, Metazoa, Chordata, Actinopteri, Syngnathiformes, Syngnathidae. The record is from RefSeq and is a predicted model, not a curated record.
AUGGACCAGCUAUCUGAUGAGGAGUUGGAGGUAAGAGAGGGGGAGGAAGAAGAGGACAGUGAUAAGGAAGAUCAGGAUCUAGAUAAAAUGUUUGGAGCCUGGCUGGGAGAACUGGACAAACUCACACAGAGUUUGGAUGAUGGUCGCCCCGAGCGCCCCCCUCAACGGAAGGCGCCCCUCAGACAGGAGACCAACAUGGCAAACUUUUCCUACAGAUUCUCCAUCUACAACAUCAACGAGGCAUUAAAUCAGGGGGAAAAUGUCGAUCUCGAUGCCCUUAUGGCGGACCUCAGCUCCAUUGAGCAGGAGCUCAGCACCGUCAACCCCAAACAGAACAGUAGCAUGGCACGUCUAGGACUCACUGACACUAAGGUCCGUCAGAAGCCUCCAGCUGGGCCCAGCGGCAGGCAGCAAUCAGCAGGGGGAAGCGGCGACAGUAGCAGGGGUAAUGGUGGUGGUGGCAGCAGCGGAGCAAGUAGUAGCAGCAGCAGCACUAGAGCCUCACCGGCCGGCACCAUCCGAAUUGCCACAGGGCAACAAGGAAGGCCAGGACUGGCAUCUAACUUCAGCUUGGAUGACAUCACAGCCCAGCUCGAGAAGGCGUCAAUGAGCAUGGAUGAAGCUGCCCGUCAAAGCUCCUCUCACUCGCUCGGGUCGACCUCCACGUCUGCCUCAGUACGACGCCCAGCAUCCAGUCAGCGGCAACAUCGGCGGACUGGAUCAGUUGGCACAGUCAGCGACCAUGAAGUGCGAUCUGUUAUCCACUCAUCACGCUCCUCAAUCACAUCAGCCUCAGGAACAUCUGUCAACUCUGCUUCCUCGAUGGACUCUCUCGACAACGUUCCCCAUGACGGCAGCUCUGACAACCAUUCUGCCUUACCCCCACACACAGCCAACGGCGGUGGCCAGAGUCAAAAUAGCACGGAGCACUCCUAUCUGGACAGGGAAACCUCUCUGAUUCUGAGAAACAUAGCAGGGAAACCUUCACACCUGCUGACCAAGGAGGAGCAAUCUGCAAAAUUGAAGGCGGAUAAUAUUCGAGUCGCCCUGGAGAAGAUCAAGGAGGCCCAGGUGAAAAAGCUGGUGAUUCGCGUUCAUUUGUCAGACGAGAGCUCAAAGACCAUGAUGGUUGACGAGAGGCAAACAGUAAGACAGGUUCUAGACAGUUUACUGGAGAAAUCACACUGUGGUUACAGUCCAGACUGGUCACUGGUGGAAACUAUCAAUGAACUGCAAAUGGAGCGCGUCUUUGAAGAUCAUGAGAACUUGGUGGAGAACCUGCUGAACUGGACCAGAGACAGCCAGAACCGCCUUAUGUUCACAGAACGCAUUGAGAAGUAUGCGCUGUUCAAGAACCCACAGAAUUAUUUGUUGGGGCGGAAGGAGACGUGCGAGAUGGCUGAACGGAACAAAGAAGCUCUGUUAGAGGAGUGUUUUGCUGGCAGUUCAGUAUCUGUCCCGGAGAUGGAGGGUGUGCUCUGGCUGAAGGAGGAUGGAAAAAAGUCCUGGAAGAAACGCUACUUCCUACUGAGAGCUUCCGGUAUCUACUAUGUUCCUAAAGGGAAAGCCAAGUCAUCUAGAGAGCUGGCAUGUUUUCUCCAGUUGGACCAUGUUAAUGUCUACCAUGGCCAAGAUUUCAAGAGCAAGUACAAAGCUCCUACUGACUUCUGUAUGGUGCUCAAGCACCCUCAAAUCCAGAAGAAGUCUCAGUACAUCAAAUAUAUCUGCUGCGAUGACGUCAGAACACUCCAACAAUGGGUCAACAGCAUUCGUAUCGCUAAGUAUGGAAAGCAGCUUUACAUCAACUUUCAGGAGGCCAUGAGAAGGACAGAGGCCGCCUAUGACUGGUCCUCACUAUCUUCCUCCUCCAUUAAGUCAGGCUCUUCCUCCUCUAGUCUUCCAGAGUCUCAGUCCAACCACUCCGGCCAAUCAGACAGUGGCGUGUCGGACCUGAUGUCGUCAAGCCAAGCCCGCUCCCAGAGUGUUGUAAGCUCCAUCUUCUCUGACGCAUGGAGGAGGGGAACGCAAGGAGAGAUGAUGAAGAUGGAUGUCAUCAGUAGGCCCAUCCCUGUGCAGAUCCCCACCGUCUCCUCGCAGCACACUCCGCUUUCCCAAUCCCCGGCCUCUCGAAGCAGCUACACCGAUGGGAUGGCCGUCCCCGACAACUCUUCGCCUUUACCCGCCGUGGAAAGCGAGGCUCACCAGGCAGCCGCCUAUGUCAAGUACAGCACACUGGCUCGGCUGCAAAACCAGAACCAGUUAAGAGCGCAGCCGGCCGUCGCCGCCGCGCCACCCAGCUACAACACUCUCCCAGCCACUUACGGUGGCAUGCCCCCGCCGCCACCCGCCACCCCACCACCUCUGCCGCCUGCAGAACCGGUUCCUGGCCCCGCAGUGGCCGUGCUGAAAUUUGGUCUACCCGGUUCCGCAGGUGCAACUCCUCCGCCAUUGGAAAAUGAGUUGCACGAACCGUCGUACCUGCCACCGCCACCGCCGGAGAUCCUGGAAAACACCGAGUUGCCUCCGCCCUUCGACUCCAAAGGAGAUCAACGUGUUCAACUCACAAACGCUGGCCUCCAGGAGUUCCUUGCGCAGAAGUUUCCCAACAUGGUCUAUGACUUCACCCCAGCCAUGUGUGAGGAUUCCUCCCGACCGCCGCCCGGAGCUGAGUUCUCUCCCCCGGCAUCCCUGCGACCCUUGUCCCCUAACGCCCCGCCUCCUGCUCCACCCAAAACCUUCACUGGUGGCUUUCCUCCACAAACUGCUCGAAAACCUGCGGGUCCCUCCUCCCUCCCGCUUGCGCUAUCACCCGUGUCGCCUACACCGCUAGCUAGCAGCCACGCACCAGUAAAGAAACAGCAGAGUUUCUCAACAGGCCACUCCCCCAAUCAGCCGCCUCCCACUCUCCCCAAGCAGCACAGCCUCUCGUCCAAAAACCUCGUCCUCUCCCCUCCCUCCUCGACUCCCUCGGUCUCCGUGGCUACUUCCUCAUUGGUCAAGCAGAUUGUCAAUCAGUUCCCAGGAAAUGCUGCUGCUGCUUCCCCGCCUCUUGCCUCCUCAAACUCCACGGAAGGAUCAAAGUUCAAUGCACCUCAGUCCCCACCGGCAGUCAAGGCGAAACCAAAAUGGCCGCCAGGAGGCUCUGCUGCUCUCCAGUCCCCUGAGUUCCCGCCACCGCCUCCUGACGGCUCCCUGACGGAAUUCCCGCCUCCGCCUUCUUCUAAGACAGCCUCCCCCAUUAAAAAGUCUCCUUCGACUUCAUCCGCCGGUUCCGGCAAACGGGGUCCUCCGCCGACCCCGCAGAGAGCUUCAUCAGUGCGCUCUAACUCAGGCGAGGCGCCGGACGAAAGGCCCAUGAAAGUCGAGAGCCUGGUCAGCAAGUUCGGACAAGCGCCCCAAACUGCCACAUCUUCAAGCUCCUCAUCGGCGACCGGCUCGCCCUGUAAGGAGUCCGCGCUUCCUACGCCGCUUCCCAAACCGGGAAAGCUAAACCUGGCCAACCUCCCGUUAGCGCUGCAGGGUCUUCAAAUGGGCCAACACCAGCAGUCGUCUUCGGACUUCCCUUCGCCUCCACCCCCUCCGCCACUGUCCCAACCUCAGCACCUGGAGUCAUCCCCUGACUAUUUCCCGCCCCCACCAAGUGACUAUGAGCUCUUUCCUCCCCCUCCCCACAUGUCCGAGUUCCAUCACCCACCCAAGGUGGCGGUGGUCAACCCCCAGCCCCAGCAGCAGCAGCAGGCGCCGGCGCCUCUGUCUUCGUGGAAGCAAAGUUCCCUGAAAAAGGGACCGGUGGCCCCGCCGAACCGUCGGUCAAGCAACCCGAGCCCUUACGAAACGACGACGUCGCUACCGCUCUCGCCGCCGCCCCUUUCUCAGACCCCGCCGCCCACCAUGUCUCCCUACUCUUCCUCCCCCGUGCCGCCUACAUCCCCCAAAUCCGCAGGACCGAGCACCCUGGCGCUAAAAACUCACUUCCUGGAGGACCUGAACCGCACUUUGAAGAGGAAGUCAGUUUCCCGUCACGGUUCGCUCACCUCUUCUCACCUCAUUCCCUCGUCCAAGAUGGAGCCCGUGGCCACCAUGGACGACAUGGCGCUUCUCCCGCCCCCGCCGCCCGAGCUUCUGCAACAGCAGCAGGCGGCCCGCGGGCACACGCAAACGCUGUCCCGCCACCACGCACACUCCCAGUCCGCUAAAAACAGCACCAACAUCUCAGGCUAUGCAACGCUGCGGCGAGGACCGCCUCCGGCACCUCCCAAACGGGACCAAAGCACCAAACUGACCAGCGAGUGGUAG